Molecule: messenger RNA, 667 nt
Organism: Meloidogyne enterolobii
Lineage: Eukaryota; Metazoa; Nematoda; Chromadorea; Rhabditida; Meloidogynidae
Source: the annotation of a GenBank genome assembly
UUUCAAUUGAUAAGACGGGGUUUUUCAAGCAUAUUGACGUUAUUUUUGUUUUUUACGUUGUUUUGAAGUUUCAGUCGUUAGGUAUUUCUCGAUUUAUUGUUAGUUGUCGGAUGAUUGAUGUUUUUACAUUUGGCGUUUUACUCAUUUUUACUCAAGUUGACAUUUUGUCCAUUCUUUCCCCAUUUUAUUUUUGUUUUCGUAACAUCCCCAAGUGGUUGUUUGUAAUAAGUAAAUUCGCUUCUUAAACAUGAAACAUCGUCGUAAACCUCAAACACCAUUUUUCAGAUGUAAUUCCUCGAGAUUAUCAAGAGUUUAUACUCGAAAACAUGUUCGUAUUGGCGAUAUUGUCCGCAUCACAGAUUCUACAGAUGGAGAGGAUUAUUUCGCCCAAAUAAUUCAAUUGAUAGUAGACGAAUAUUCUCAAGGAUUUGCGUUUGUUAUUUGGAUGGUUCCAAAGUUGGGAUAUAAUUUUAAGUCUUCGGAUCAGUUUGAUUUGUCAAAUUAUACUUCUUUUAUGGAAGAGGAAAAGCCAGUUCCUCUUAGUGCUUGUGAAUUCGAGUGUCAUUCUUUGCUACCAAAUUGGUCACCUGAAGACGAGGUUCGUGCGCAGUUUCGAAACGAAUUAAAGGAAAGAAUAGAGGCAAACAAAAGAGAAGGGAUUUUCUAA